This is a messenger RNA of Trichobilharzia regenti, 4411 nucleotides long. Lineage: Eukaryota; Metazoa; Platyhelminthes; Trematoda; Strigeidida; Schistosomatidae. The record is from the annotation of a GenBank genome assembly.
AUAUGAAGGCCUGUGGGUAAUCGUGGAGCCAGAUGGAGAGGAUAAGACAAAAUAGAAAUGUGAUGUUGGGGUCUCCUUAUGUUUUACUAGGAGCCCAAGGGAAAUAAUAGUAAUAUACUCUCUGGUUAUGUUAAUAAAUGCCUCAUCUUAUGCCUCCUAUUCUUUGCUACUUAAUUACUUACUUAAACAAGUUGGUAAUCGAUAGAUAAAUCAAUGAUUACAAUAAAUACUUUUGUAAGUAGAUUUAGACACACUAAAUUCGUUAUUGUGUCAAAAUUAUAUAAUGCAGGAGCAGUCUGUGCAGUAUAAUCAUAAUGUUUCAUAUUGUAGUGAAAUUAACAAUAAAGUAGAAACGACAACAACACAUAAUACGCCAUUAUGUUGGAUAAAAGAUAAUGUCGAUAACAUAAAAAAUGAACGACUGUCUGAAAAUAUUAAAAUCAUGGAGAAUUUACAAAACACCUUUAAUAAUAAUAAUUCUGAGUACUGUGAAUGUGAUUGUAGUCGAGUGGAAAAACUGGAAUCAUCUUUAACCAGUCAUGUUGUUACAUUCCCCAAAUGUAAACAUAAUAAACAAAAGCUUGAUAUACUGAAACCGAAUGAUUAUUUGAACUUUGCAUAUGAACGUAUGGACAGUGAUAUUUCCAAGCAGAAAUCUGAUAAGGAUAGACCGAUUUCUAAUCAAAUAAAUGACCAGGUUCAUUUAACAGAAACACGAGAAUGUUAUGAUACAGUCAACGAAAUUCCUGAUGGAAAUUCAAUAGGAAGAAUUAAAGAUGACGAAAACAUUCAACUUUCAAGUGCUGUGUUAAACAGCAAAACUAACAACAUUGACAAAAGUAAUAACCUAUGCAAAUCAGAACAGGCCUACACGAAUCAACACGAUAAGAAUGCCAAAAAACCACAGAUUAAGAGUCAAAUACAAAGACACCCGAUUAAAUUAUGCUCAAAGUCGGAAAGUAGCGUAGAACGAACCCAAAACUGCCACCAGAAGACCACCAUAAAACCCGCACAAAUCUCCUAUGAAAAACAAAACGACAAAAACACCACAAAAAUAAAUAAUCUAAGAUGCAACGUGAAGACGUACUAUUCAACAUUCGGUGGUUGCACGACAUACAAAGCAGAUUUCCGUGGGACUCCAGAGAAGAGAGUUGAGCCGGUGAAGAAGCCAGACAAUCUGAAGGUGUUUGACGGUGCUUUUGAUAAUUGUACAAACUAUCGUACAGAUUAUCGUGGAGCGGAUGAGGGUCGUCCGAGUCCGAUAAAGAUGGUGGACAACUUGAAGACGUCUGGUGAUCGAUUCGAUAGUUGUACGAUGUACAGAACAGAUUUCCGUGGGACUCCAGAGAAGAGAGUUGAGCCGGUGAAGAAGCCAGACAAUCUGAAGGUGUUUGACGGUGCUUUUGAUAAUUGUACAAACUAUCGUACAGAUUAUCGUGGAGCGGAUGAGGGUCGUCCGAGUCCGAUAAAGAUGGUGGACAACUUGAAGACGUCUGGUGAUCGAUUCGAUAGUUGUACGAUGUACAGAACAGAUUUCCGUGGGACUCCAGAGAAGAGAGUUGAGCCGGUGAAGAAGCCAGACAAUCUGAAGGUGUUUGACGGUGCUUUUGAUAAUUGUACAAACUAUCGUACAGAUUAUCGUGGAGCGGAUGAGGGUCGUCCGAGUCCGAUAAAGAUGGUGGACAACUUGAAGACGUCUGGUGAUCGAUUCGAUAGUUGUACGAUGUACAGAACAGAUUUCCGUGGGACUCCAGAGAAGAGAGUUGAGCCGGUGAAGAAGCCAGACAAUCUGAAGGUGUUUGACGGUGCUUUUGAUAAUUGUACAAACUAUCGUACAGAUUAUCGUGGAGCGGAUGAGGGUCGUCCGAGUCCGAUAAAGAUGGUGGACAACUUGAAGACGUCUGGUGAUCGAUUCGAUAGUUGUACGAUGUACAGAACAGAUUUCCGUGGGACUCCAGAGAAGAGAGUUGAGCCGGUGAAGAAGCCAGACAAUCUGAAGGUGUUUGACGGUGCUUUUGAUAAUUGUACAAACUAUCGUACAGAUUAUCGUGGAGCGGAUGAGGGUCGUCCGAGUCCGAUAAAGAUGGUGGACAACUUGAAGACGUCUGGUGAUCGGUUCGAUAGUUGUACGAUGUACAGAACAGAUUUCCGUGGGACUCCAGAGAAGAGAGUUGAGCCGGUGAAGAAGCCAGACAAUCUGAAGGUGUUUGACGGUGCUUUUGAUAAUUGUACAAACUAUCGUACAGAUUAUCGUGGAGCGGAUGAGGGUCGUCCGAGUCCGAUAAAGAUGGUGGACAACUUGAAGACGUCUGGUGAUCGAUUCGAUAGUUGUACGAUGUACAGAGCAGAUUUCCGUGGGACUCCAGAGAAGAGAGUUGAGCCGGUGAAGAAGCCAGACAAUCUGAAGGUGUUUGACGGUGCUUUUGAUAAUUGUACAAACUAUCGUACAGAUUAUCGUGGAGCGGAUGAGCGUCGUCCGAGUCCGAUAAAGAUGGUGGACAACUUGAAGACGUCUGGUGAUCGAUUCGAUAGUUGUACGAUGUACAGAACAGAUUUCCGUGGGACUCCAGAGAAGAGAGUUGAGCCGGUGAAGAAGCCAGACAAUCUGAAGGUGUUUGACGGUGCUUUUGAUAAUUGUACAAACUAUCGUACAGAUUAUCGUGGAGCGGAUGAGGGUCGUCCGAGUCCGAUAAAGAUGGUGGACAACUUGAAGACGUCUGGUGAUCGAUUCGAUAGUUGUACGAUGUACAGAGCAGAUUUCCGUGGGACUCCAGAGAAGAGAGUUGAGCCGGUGAAGAAGCCAGACAAUCUGAAGGUGUUUGACGGUGCUUUUGAUAAUUGUACAAACUAUCGUACAGAUUAUCGUGGAGCGGAUGAGGGUCGUCCGAGUCCGAUAAAGAUGGUGGACAACUUGAAGACGUCUGGUGAUCGAUUCGAUAGUUGUACGAUGUACAGAGCAGAUUUCCGUGGGACUCCAGAGAAGAGAGUUGAGCCGGUGAAGAAGCCAGACAAUCUGAAGGUGUUUGACGGUGCUUUUGAUAAUUGUACAAACUAUCGUACAGAUUAUCGUGGAGCGGAUGAGGGUCGUCCGAGUCCGAUAAAGAUGGUGGACAACUUGAAGACGUCUGGUGAUCGGUUCGAUAGUUGUACGAUGUACAGAACAGAUUUCCGUGGGACUCCAGAGAAGAGAGUUGAGCCGGUGAAGAAGCCAGACAAUCUGAAGGUGUUUGACGGUGCUUUUGAUAAUUGUACAAACUAUCGUACAGAUUAUCGUGGAGCGGAUGAGGGUCGUCCGAGUCCGAUAAAGAUGGUGGACAACUUGAAGACGUCUGGUGAUCGAUUCGAUAGUUGUACGAUGUACAGAACAGAUUUCCGUGGGACUCCAGAGAAGAGAGUUGAGCCGGUGAAGAAGCCAGACAAUCUGAAGGUGUUUGACGGUGCUUUUGAUAAUUGUACAAACUAUCGUACAGAUUAUCGUGGAGCGGAUGAGGGUCGUCCGAGUCCGAUAAAGAUGGUGGACAACUUGAAGACGUCUGGUGAUCGGUUCGAUAGUUGUACGAUGUACAGAACAGAUUUCCGUGGGACUCCAGAGAAGAGAGUUGAGCCGGUGAAGAAGCCAGACAAUCUGAAGGUGUUUGACGGUGCUUUUGAUAAUUGUACAAACUAUCGUACAGAUUAUCGUGGAGCGGAUGAGGGUCGUCCGAGUCCGAUAAAGAUGGUGGACAACUUGAAGACGUCUGGUGAUCGAUUCGAUAGUUGUACGAUGUACAGAACAGAUUUCCGUGGGACUCCAGAGAAGAGAGUUGAGCCGGUGAAGAAGCCAGACAAUCUGAAGGUGUUUGACGGUGCUUUUGAUAAUUGUACGAACUAUCGAAGAGAAUUUCCUGCAAGAGAUGUCGUACGUGUUUCUCCUGUUAAGUUGACGGAUAAUCUUUUAACAUAUAGUGGUCUGUGUGGUUAUGGGUGUGUUCGCCACAGUGAUUGUAAUGGCUGUGCAAAUGGAUUAGCGGAUACAUCGCGCAAUUCGUCGCUUUGUUGCUGUACAUCUGGUGGACCUACUGGAAAUCAACUGUUUCUUGGCGUCGAUGAUCCAUGUUAUUUUAAAGAGAAGACAACAUAUCGUGUUGAAUUCCGGAAACCUACUAUUAAUAGGCGAAGUCUGCGGAAACCUCGUGACAACUUGUUUGUAUGUAGUUGCCGUUGCUGUAACAAAGUACUAUGCUCUCCAUGUUCUUGUUCUCAAGUGGAUUUCAGGAAUAUAAAUAGUGUUGAUGGAUGUUUAGUGUCUUUAUCAGCAUAAUAAUAAUAAGAACAUGAAUUUUUAGAAAGUGGAAAUCCGCUUAUAUCGGAGAUAUAAACUGGUCUACGCUUAUUUCUGUGUCAAUAAAUCUAAUUCAAACUGUACUAGAUU